Opisthorchis viverrini is the source of this 222-nucleotide messenger RNA. RefSeq lists its product as hypothetical. The record is from RefSeq and is a predicted model, not a curated record. The coding region runs from base 1 to 222 and encodes 73 amino acids. Lineage: Eukaryota; Metazoa; Platyhelminthes; Trematoda; Opisthorchiida; Opisthorchiidae. The transcript has a single exon.
AUGAAGUUCAAAAUGGCAGAAGAGAGCCAACACGAAACCCCAGCGCUUGCGGCACUGAACACUAGUGUUCGUCUCUCGUUUAUAAGCGAGACGGGAUCGGGAGUAGUAAUGAGACCAUCUGAGGACGAUCCGACUUCAUACGGUCCAAGCAGGCUGUUCGAGUCCCUAUUUACGUCAACGGCUGCGCCACAACAUACACGAGAUUUGAUCGCAUUAUGGUGA